AAUUAAAAUAGUUUUAAGUAAAAUAAAAUCAAAGUAAAUGGAAUAAAACAAAAUUAAAUUAAAUAAAAUAAAAUAAUAAUUUUAAGUAAAAUAAAAUAAAAUACAAUAAAAUUAAAUAAAAUAAUACAAAAUAAAAUAAAAUAAAAUAAAAUAAAACUAAGUUAAACUAAAUAAAAUAAAGUAAAGUAAAUUAAAAUAAUUUUAAAUAUAAAAUGAAAUAAAAACCUUUUUCUGCGCAUAAUGUAGGAUUUAUACCGGAGAUCUUCAUAGCCAAGUCGAUGGAUAAGACCCUCAGAAACAGUAAGCUCCCUCGCAAGGGCCCUCAUUGAUUUUAAAGGGUCUUUAUCAAUGAUCUCUUGCACUUGUUGAAUUCUGUAGAUCGGGGAGUGUCAGUACGUUUCUCGUAUUUUUGGGUUUGUCAACAGAUUCUGCAUCGCUGAUGCUUCCAAACGCGCUUAAGAAAAUUGGAGAUUUCUAAAUCGACGUGAUUCGCACAUAUAACGACGGAACUGCAUAUUUUUUUUAAUUUCUUGAGUUAAAUUGUAGUCCUCCAUUUCCUAUCUGAAAAAGAGCAAAGAGAAAAAUAAUGAUUUCGAGAAGUUAUAGCCAUCAAUUACAGUAUGCACCCUGUACAAUUCAAUAAAAAAAAAAUUAAUAAAACCCCUGAAUUAAAGUCGAGAGAGUACAGGCAUUUUUUAAUUACACUUAUUUUCAAAAACUUUAUUCCAUAAAUAACACAAUGAAUAAUAUAAUGAAAUACAAAUACAAACAAUGAAAUACAAUGCAACAAGAAAAAUUGAAAUAAUUCAACACAAAAAUUAAGAAAAAUAAUAAAAUAAAAUAAAACAAGUUGAAUAAGAAACAAUUUUAACUCCGUCCAUUUCCUUUCAUUACUUAAAUGGUAAAAUAUAUAUUGUAAAAUUUUAUAAAAUAAAAAAAAUAAAAAAAUUUAUUUAAGCAACAUUAAAAAACUAUAAAAGCAAUUAAAAAACCAUAAAAAAUAAAAUAAAGUCAAAUAAUAAAUUUUAUAAAAGAUCCAAAAAAAUAUAUAACACCCAAAAUAAGUUAAGUUAAAUCAUACAUAGAAAACAGUUUGAAUUACAUCAAUACCCGUCUUUGGGGCUUUAAAUAUUUAACUUAAUGAAGAGAUCAGGACAAAUUCCUCAUGCAGCAACCCAAUGGGUUAUGAGCCUGACCAUAGUGUUUGACCACUACACUAAUAAAUAAAUAAUAAAUACACUAAAUAAAUAAAUAAUGAGAUAAAAUUAAAUUAUGAAUAAAAGAUGGUAAAAUAAAAGCAGUUGUAAUUAAAAUAAAGCAUCAAACAACUAAGCAAAUAUAGUUGAAAAUGACUUAAAAUCACCUAUUUCAAUAAUUUAAUUUCAGCCAUUCUAGCUUAAAGUUACGUGCAUACAUAUAUAUACACAUACAUAGGUACAUGCACAUAUUACAGAUAUGUGAAAUCUAUAACCUAACUUCUUACCAAUUAUUCAUUUCUCGCUGUAAAUGCAGUCGUGCAAAAAAUAGCAAAAUUCUCAUUGGGAAUGGGCGACGAAAUGUAAAAUGUUAAUUUAAGGUUAAAAAAAGCCAACAAAUGUUACAACAAAAAUCAAAACAAUAAUAACAAAGCAAACACAACAACCAACAUACCGACAGCUGCUGUGAAAACCCAAGUAGAUUUAGCCUCAGCAAAAAUAACAACAACAACAACACUCAUUCCAACAGCUACAACACUCAGCAACAACAAACUCAUCGACGUUGUCAUUGUCUCUGUCGCUGUCAUCGUCACUGCCGUCGUAGUUACAGCUAUAGUUGUGGUGGCCCAAGUGCUGAAGGUGGCGCUGGAGCUACUGGUGAACUGUUGAAUACGGCCAAUGACGUCGCCAGCUGCACAUAAAAUCAAUUGAAAGUGCGCACUCUCAUACAUACAAAUACAGCCACUGACAGCUGAAGCGCCAGCAAGUGAGUUGGCAGCGUCUGAAGCUGAAGGAAAAACGCUCACCACAGCAAGCAGGAUAUUGAAAAAUUCUACGUAUAAUAACAAAGGCCGGAUAGAAGCAACUGAAGAGGAGGCGUUAUACAAAAGCACGACACACAUGGGAAAAGAGGAAGCGGGGGGGAUAAUCAUAGAAGCAACAGCAGCAAAAUCAAUUCUAAAGUGAAGGAAAAUCAUAAAAAUAACAACGCGAAAAUAGCUAAAAGAAGUUAACUGCUGUUAGCCCCCAUCACCUCCGGCAUUUUGUGCUGGAAACUCACGAGUCAAACGAGAAAAUAAUUCUACAAAGCAAUUAAAAAAACAGCAGAGGCGUAGAAGCAAUAGCGACUGCAGCAGCCGCAGUGGUAAAGCAAUAAAAGCACAUUCCGAAACACCACUCACGCCACAAUGAAGCCAUCGGAUUUACUGCAAUUAACGGAAAGGAUAAAAAUUAAAAUUCCUCUGCCGCCAGGCGUAAGCACAACAACACUAAUACCAAAGUUAAUACGCACCAAGGAUGUGAAACAGCUGCAGGACGGCAGCGCGCAGCCGACAAAGCCGAAAUUAACGAAAUGCCUAAAUACACUGGACCUGACGUCACUUGGUGUAGGCUCGUGUUGUGGCACUGGUAUGUACCUGGUUGCGGGUAUGGUGGCGAAAAAUCUCGCUGGCCCCGGUGUGAUAAUUAGUUUUAUCAUUGCUGCGAUAGCAAGCAUUUUCUCAGGUGCCUGCUAUGCAGAAUUCGGCGUGCGCGUGCCACAUACUUCCGGCUCAGCUUAUAUGUACUCCUACGUAGCGGUGGGGGAGUUUGUAGCGUUUAUUAUUGGCUGGAAUAUGAUAUUGGAAUAUUUAAUAGGAACAAGUGCCUGCGCGUGUGCUUUAAGUUCUAGUUUCGAUUCACUGACCGGUGGUGCAAUAGCGAAUGCAAUUGGCGAUACAAUCGGCACCAUAUUUGGUAAGCCACCCGAUUUUGUAGCAUUUGGCAUAGCACUGAUUAUGACCUGCAUACUGGCGAUGGGUGCAAGUAAAUCGGUAAUAUUUAAUCAUACGUUGAAUGCCAUAAAUCUGGCGACAUGGGUAUUUGUGAUGGCCGCAGGUUUAUUUUAUGUUGACUCCAGCACUUGGACAGAGCAUCAAGGUUUUCUGCCAUACGGUUGGAGUGGUGUAUUUUCAGGCGCAGCGACUUGCUUUUAUGCGUUUAUUGGCUUCGAUAUAAUUGCCACCACCGGUGAGGAGGCACACAAUCCUCAGAAGAGUAUACCGAAAGCCAUUGUUGGUUCAUUAGUUAUUGUUUUGAUGGCGUAUGUGAGCGUUAGUUUAGUGUUAACACUAGUCGUACCUUUUGACCACAUCAGUUCUGGCGCGGCGUUGGUGCAAAUGUGGUCUUAUGUGGGAGCACCCAAGUGUCGUGCCUUUGUCGCCGUGGGCGCUACCGCUGGCCUAUCUGUAGCAAUGUUCGGCUCUAUGUUCCCCAUGCCGCGUGUGAUUUAUGCCAUGGCGCAAGAUGGCCUAAUAUUCAGGCAACUCUCGCAACUGUGGCAACGCACUAAUGUACCCGGUCUAGCGACCAUUGGUAGCGGUAUUGCAGCCGCUUUAGUUGCGCUUACGGUACGUCUCGAAAUUCUCGUGGAAAUGAUGUCCAUUGGCACACUGCUCGCAUACACGCUGGUCUCCACUUGUGUGAUGAUAUUGCGCUAUCAGCCACAUAGCACAUCACUGGUGGAGUUGCUGCCAUCGCAGCUGCGCACACCGCUCGCGCCGGGCGCAGCAACAGAUCCGAGUGCCACUACUGCUGAGGUACUGCCGUCGAAUAAAUUAACAAUAAAGCGUGUAACACGUGGCAUGUCCGAUUCCGAUGAUUCAUUUAUCGACGAGAGUCCGGAAGGUUACUUGGGACGUGACGAUCAAUUUCUUGUUUCCGAUCGCUCAGAAAAUAAGUUUUAUGGCAGCGUGCAUGGCGCACCAACUGGACCGACCGGCCAAGCGACCGCCUUUGACACUAUGGGCCUGAAUUUCGUGUCACGUAAAAUACAUGAUUAUGCGUACCUGUGUCCCGGCUUCUUUCCAUGGAUCAACCCGGGUCAAGCCACUACGGAAAGUGGCAUGUAUGUCACGAAACUUGUUGGAAUCAUGUUCGGUCUCAUAUUCUUCUUGGAUCUGUUUGCGGCCAUUGGCUGGUCCGGUGGCUUAGCCGCAUUCAUUUAUUUCAUUUUGUUCAUUGGCAUAUUUGUGAUACUAUUAAUCAUUUCAAGACAACCACAAAAUAGAUAUGCGCUCGCAUUCCUAACGCCGGGACUUCCAUUUAUUCCAGCAAUUGCCAUAACAGUUAAUAUUUAUUUAAUAUUUAAGUUAAGCAUACUCACAUUAGUUAGGUUCACUAUCUGGAUGACACUGGGCUUCAUCAUGUACUUCUACUAUGGCAUCACGCACAGUACACUUGAGCAGACGACUGAUGAGAUGGAACUGCAUGUCGAUAAAGAUUAUAGUAAAAAUGUCGAGGAGAAAGCGGUAUGGGAUCAGCCAACCUAUAUGAAUCAAAGCAAUGAGCCAGUGUGGGCUACAAAGGACACACGCGCAAAGCCUACAGCAACAGCAAAGCGUUCCAACACAAAUUAUUCCAAAGCAACUGAAAGCAAUCCCACAAGUCAGCAACAGACAAAAAAUCCCACUAGUACAAGAAACCCAGCAGUGAAUUCCUCAACAACCAAUGAUGGUAAAUUUACCAUGUUCAUCGAUGAGACGCAGUUCCCAAAAUGGGAUGAUUAAAAGUGGCAGACAAAAGUGAAAACAAAACGUAUUUAAUUAGAGCUACUUCAACAAAACGAAAAGUAAAAAUAAUGAAUUGAUUAUUUAACAAGGAAAAAUGCACUUAAACAUGUACCAUACACUAGUGAACAGAAAAGAUAAGAGUUAUACAUAAAAUAGUUUAAAUCAAACACGCAAAAAGAGUAAAUACUAACUGUGGAACAUUGUUAUGAUAUUAAAAUUUAAGUGUAGCAAAAAAUUUAAUGAAUAUUAGCAAUGAACGCGUGUUUUUGAUUUUAGACGAUAAAUAGAUUUUUGUGAUUCCUUAUUUAAGUUCUCCACGAAGGAACUUUAAGAACAUGUAAAUAGCGUGCAAGUUAUUUGCAAAACUUAAAAGAAAAUAUUUUAAAGUAUGGAUUUAUGUACAUAUGUAUAUAUGGUGCAUAUGUACAAUACAUAUAUACAUACAAACACGUUUAGUGUAUGCAUGAAACAUACAAAUAUUUACA
Messenger RNA from Anastrepha ludens (Mexican fruit fly), 5229 nucleotides. RefSeq names its product cationic amino acid transporter 2. Gene Ontology annotation, biological process: amino acid transport; transmembrane transport. The transcript is spliced from 12 exons. Gene Ontology annotation, molecular function: amino acid transmembrane transporter activity. Bases 2384 to 4741 code for a protein of 785 amino acids. Gene Ontology annotation, cellular component: plasma membrane. The record is from RefSeq and is a predicted model, not a curated record. NCBI's taxonomy places the organism in Eukaryota, Metazoa, Arthropoda, Insecta, Diptera, Tephritidae.